Molecule: messenger RNA, 554 nt
Organism: Brassica oleracea var. oleracea
Lineage: Eukaryota; Viridiplantae; Streptophyta; Magnoliopsida; Brassicales; Brassicaceae
Exons: 3
Coding region: 174-350 (58 amino acids)
Source: RefSeq, a predicted model, not a curated record
AGUUUUAUUAUUUAUCAAAAUAAGCACAUUUAUGUUUUGUAUUGACAAAGUAGCCCCUCUUGUUUUCAUUUUUACUUCCUCCUCCCUCACCAUCAAUUAAUCGUCUUCUCGGUUCUUACUUCCUCCGGUCGCCGACGAAUUCUGCUUUGAAGUGGGUUUAUUGCAGAGCAAGUAUGAUGGGGUCGAGAGGAAUAAUCAGCGAUAAGUGGUCAAUGAGGAUUCUCUGGGGCUGUGCACUCGGAAGUGCAGUUGGUUUAUACAUGGUUGCUGUAGAAAGACAAACCCAGAACAGAGCACGUGCUUUGGCUGAAGGUUUGAGAGCUGCUGAAUCACAAGCUGGUGAUGCCUGAUAAUACUCUCUGAAAUCUACCAAGUGCUGUGUUUUUUAUUUCAUCUUUUAGAUACACUAUAUAAUAACAUCUUGUUCCUAUAAUAGUUUUUGAUGCACUUUCUUGUUGGCAACUAAUCCUAAAACGAGUUCGAAAACUUGUAAGAGUUGAAGUUGCUUGAACAUACAAUUUGUGUUAUGGAAUAAAGCUGCUUCUUACCUUUCU